Molecule: messenger RNA, 2160 nt
Organism: Gigantopelta aegis
Lineage: Eukaryota; Metazoa; Mollusca; Gastropoda; Neomphalida; Peltospiridae
Product: neurogenic locus protein delta-like
Exons: 9
Coding region: 1-1698 (565 amino acids)
Biological process (GO): establishment or maintenance of epithelial cell apical/basal polarity; cell communication; heterophilic cell-cell adhesion
Cellular component (GO): plasma membrane; protein-containing complex
Molecular function (GO): calcium ion binding
Source: RefSeq, a predicted model, not a curated record
AUGUCGGGCAACAUCAUCCUGGUUCACCCCUGCUUGAAGGCGUCCAGUAGUGUUAUGGCGUUAUUCUUCUGUAAGUUUCGGCAUUGUAUCGUCAACCUCUCUGAAAAAACUGCGUUCACUGUUUUGAGCAUGACUUCUGACGAUAGUUUUAAGGUGUGUAAUACGACGGGAACACUUGAGAUACAGUUUGUCAAGUACUCCAGACCAACAGACUUCGGAUGUGAGGGUCUCACUAUAGAGUGUAAUCCAAAGUUCAAGAUCUGUUUUAAACAUUUAAAGCCAUCUGGAUGGAACAUAAACGGCUGCAAGACUUCCAAACUAUUCAGGAACACGAUGGAACUUACCUUUGGAAUGGACAUCAAUGGAAUACACAAUCCUGUUAAAUUACCACUUACGUCAUCAUUGCCGUUAGGUGCAGCAGUGACUGUUAAGGUGACUCAAGAUCCUACUUUUGGAUUGGGAGGAUCAGGAAUCACCCUGGGACAGUACACACUAACUCUCCGAGGUAAAGGAAGUCAGACAGGAAGCCUGUACACUCUUACUGAUGAGAGUCAUGAACACUCCACAUUGACCGUGAAAAUGAAGCUGGUGUGUAGUCAGGACUAUUAUGGAAGACAUUGUCACGUCCACUGUCCAGCACCACGACCUGCUGACCACUACACCUGUAAUAAAACCACCGGACACAAGCAGUGCAAAACAGGGACGUGCUCGGUUCAAGGUACAAAGUAUUCUUGUCUAUGCCCUACUGGCUACAGCGGUACUAGAUGUGAAACAACGCCAUGCACAAAUAAUCAUAACUGUAAGAAUGGAGGAACAUGUGUGAGUAAAGGUCCAGUCUACACUUGUCAUUGUCCUACUGGCUACAGCGGUUCUACAUGUCAAACAACACAAACACCAUGUAGCAGUAAUCCAUGUUUUAACAAAGGAACUUGUUCCUAUCGUGGUACCAGUUAUUCUUGUCAAUGUCACUCUGGCUACAUCGGUACUAGAUGUGAAACAGAACUAUGUUCCUACAACAAUUGUAAGAAUGGUGGGACAUGUAUAGAUAGAGGUUCAAGCUACACUUGCCAAUGCCCUGCUGGCUAUAGCGGUGCUGGGUGUGAACUAACACCCUGCUCAUAUAGUAACUGUAACAAUGGACGAGUAUGUGUGAUUAAAGACUCAAGCUACACUUGCCAAUGCCCUGUUGGUUACACGGGUGCUAAAUGUGAAACACCGUGUACGAAUUGUGAAACACCAUGUUCACAUAAUAACUGCAGGAAUGGAGGGACGUGUAGAGUACGAGGUUCCAGCUACGUGUGCCAGUGUCCACUUGGAUCUACUGGGAUGUUCUGUGAGGUUACUGCGUGUUCUCACAGACCAUGCCAGAACAACGGAGCGUGUUACACCUUCAGGGGAAUAUACAUCUGUAACUGCGCACCUGGUUAUUCGGGUGUUCAUUGUGAAAUAACGCCAUGCACGAGCAAUCCUUGCCAGAACAGUGGAACAUGUAUAACUGAUGGAACAAGUUACACCUGUUCGUGUAGAUCAGAGUAUACUGGAGAGCACUGUCAACUCAGUGUUGAGGAGUGCAGAGGAUCAACGUGUUUCAAUAGGGGUAACAGACGACAGGAAACAGUUCUUCGGUCUCUGCUGUCUACAUCUUCUGCUGGGAACCCCGACACAACAAGAAAAACAACGAAAUAUCAGGAGCCAUAACGUAACUGAAGUGUCACGAGUAUCAUGAUGUCACUGGAAUAUCGCGUUGAUAUAAUAUAAUAUAUAAUGUCAAAUAAUAUAAUAUAUAAGAUAUAAUAUUAUCAAAAUGCUGGUAGCCAUGGUAACGGUAAGACGUUGAGAGUCAUGAUGUUAUUGAGUAUCAGUAUAACAAUAUUCAGUACGUAAGCGUUCUGUCGCUGGAAUAUUGGGAGCCACAAUUUUAAUCAUUUAUAAUAUUACAAGCCCUUAUAAUAACAUAUUAGAAGUCGUUACUGGUCCUCAAUAAUUCAAUUGUUACGGUUAACUAGUCACCGUUACAGAUUAAUAAUAACGGAAAACACGCUUGUUGACUUUUGUAAAUGUUUUUCAUGUUAAAAUUUAAUAUUAAUGCCAACUAUUUUAUCCUCUCAAUUUGGUGUUUCAAUGAAUGUUAUUCUGAUACAUGUGUGAUAAAUAAAUCAA